AUGGCCUCCGCGGAGUUGAAUCAUAGCACUGCGGCAUCGCGGCGACAGCUGCAGGGUCGCUCAUCCCGACAGGACAAGUUCUCGGUGCUUCUGCCCACCUACAACGACCGCGAGAACCUGCGGCUCAUCGUGUGGCUGCUGGAGAAGAGCUUCUCCGACAGUGCAAUCAACUAUGAGAUUAUAAUCAUAGAUGACGGAAGCCCAGAUGGAACAAGGGAAGUUGCUGAGCAGCUGGAAAAGAUCUAUAGAUCAGACAGAAUUCUCCUCAGACCGCAGGAGAAAAAGCUGGGACUAGGAACUGCCUAUAUUCAUGGAAAAAAACAUGCCACAGGAAACUAUGUCAUCAUUAUGGACGCUGACCUUUCACACCAUACAAAAUUUAUUCCUGAAUUCAUCAGGAAACAAAAGGAAGGUAAUUUUGAUAUUGCCUCUGGAACUCACUACAAAGGAAGUGGAGGUGUCUAUGGCUGGGAUUUGAAAAGAAAGAUAAUCAGCCAUGGGGCCAAUUUCAUAACUCAGAUUUUGCUGAGACCAGGAGCAUGGGAUUUAACCAGAAGUUUCAGAUUAUACAGAAAAGUAGUUCUACAGAAAUUAAUAGAAGAGUGUGUUUCUAAAGGCUACAUCUUUCAGAUGGAGAUGAUUGCCCAGGCAAGACAAUUGAAUUACACUGUUGGUGAGGUUCUAAUAUAA
Nannospalax galili (Upper Galilee mountains blind mole rat) is the source of this 690-nucleotide messenger RNA. Its product is annotated as dolichol-phosphate mannosyltransferase subunit 1-like. Gene Ontology annotation, molecular function: dolichyl-phosphate beta-D-mannosyltransferase activity. NCBI's taxonomy places the organism in Eukaryota, Metazoa, Chordata, Mammalia, Rodentia, Spalacidae. The record is from RefSeq and is a predicted model, not a curated record. Bases 1 to 690 code for a protein of 229 amino acids. The transcript is spliced from 2 exons. Gene Ontology annotation, cellular component: endoplasmic reticulum membrane. Gene Ontology annotation, biological process: GPI anchor biosynthetic process; protein O-linked glycosylation via mannose.